UAAGGACAUCUUGCGCGGCCAUAGAUGUCCCGACAGACACGACUAUCAUCACAUGACACGUGCACGCUCACAGCUGCUCUACUUAAACGCCGCUUGCACGAGAGGAGGACCUCCAUGAAGACAUCCUGUCGUGAAGACAUCAUCGGAAGACAUGGCCAGCAGGAAGACCAAGAAGAAAGAAGGCGGAGCCAAGAGGGCCCAGCGCGCCUCGUCUAAUGUGUUCUCCAUGUUUGAGCAGACUCAGAUCCAAGAGUUCAAAGAGGCUUUCACUCUCAUAGACCAGAACCGAGAUGGAUUCAUCGAUAAAGAGGACCUGAAGGACACGUACGCCUCUCUGGGCAAAGUGAACGUGAAGGACCAGGAGGUGGAGGAGAUGCUGAGAGAAGCCAGCGGGCCCAUCAACUUCACCAUGUUCCUCACUCUGUUUGGAGCCAAGCUUCACGGCACCGACCCAGAAGAAACUAUUCUGAGCGCCUUCAAAAUGUUCGACGCCGACGCCAAAGGCUUCAUCCACAAAGACGACUUACAGAACCUCUUGACAACACAAGCUGACAGGUUCACACAGGAAGAGGUAACCGCUAUGAUCUGGAACGAGAACUCGCCGUUGAAUAAUGGGAUUUUUUUUUGCGUUCAGGUGAAGCAAAUGUUUCAGUCGUCCAACAUCGACUCGUCAGGGAAUUUGGACUACAAGUCUUUGUGUUACGUCAUCACUCAUGGCGAGGAGCGUGAAGAAUGAAGGAAAAAUAAAGACAGCACCUUAUCUAUCCUUUAAUUGUUGCUCGGCAGAAUAACAGAUGAAAAAUCUCUGCUUCCUGUUGCUUGGUAAAAUAGAAAAUAUUUGUCAUGUCUUCUUGUUUGAAUAAAAAAUA
Nerophis ophidion (straightnose pipefish) is the source of this 869-nucleotide messenger RNA. Its product is annotated as myosin light chain 5-like. Gene Ontology annotation, molecular function: calcium ion binding. The record is from RefSeq and is a predicted model, not a curated record. The transcript has 6 exons. Lineage: Eukaryota; Metazoa; Chordata; Actinopteri; Syngnathiformes; Syngnathidae. The coding region runs from base 152 to 736 and encodes 194 amino acids. Gene Ontology annotation, cellular component: cytoplasm.